GUCCUACAGAGAGAGAAAGGCCCAUCUUCCCAGAGCCCAAUUAGGGGCACCAGGGCAGAAAUUGUUUUUUAAUUUUCCCUGCACUCUAUAAAACAAAGGCAGAAGAAGGAUGCUAUUUUAUAGGGACUGACAGACAGCCUAAGUCAGCUUUGAUAUCUGCCCCCAUGGUGGGGAGAAGGUGGAGUCCCCAGAACAAAUACUGACUAUACAAGGAGUGAGGAACGAACCCUUCACGCUCAUAAAUGCUUCCUCAGUCUUUUUAUGCAGCCCAACCCCAUGGGGCUGGGAAAUAUAAGGGAAAGGGAUGGCAUCAGCUUCCUAAAGACAGCCCAGUGCCACCUCCUCUUUGGCCUUUUCCCUCUUCUCCAGAGCACCAUGUCCCGCCGUUCUUUCCGCUCCAGUACCAGCUGCAGAGUCCAGAACGUCAGCUCCUACUCAGCCUACGUGCCUAGGAUGGGUGACCGCUGCUGCAUCAGCGCUGCUCCCUACCGAGGGGUGUCCUGCUACAGGGGACUGACCGGCUUUGGCAGCCGCAGCAUCUGUGGGGGCUACAGGGCUGGCUCCUGUGGCCGCAGCUUUGGCUACCGCUCUGGGGGGGUGUGUGGACCCAGCCCCCCCUGCAUCACCACUGUGUCUGUCAACGAGAGCCUCCUGACCCCCCUCAACCUGGAGAUGGACCCCAAUGCCCAGUGUGUGAAGCAUGAGGAGAAGGAGCAGAUCAAGUGCCUCAACAGCAAGUUUGCUGCCUUCAUCGACAAGGUUCGAUUUCUAGAGCAACAGAACAAGCUCUUGGAGACUAAGUGGAAAUUCUACCAAAAUCGGAAGUGCUGCGAGAGCAACUUGGAGCCUCUGUUCAAUGGCUACAUGGAGACCCUGAAGAGAGAGCUGGAGUGUGUGGAAGCUGACAGUGGACGCCUGGCAGCUGAGUUCAAUCACAUCCAGGAGGUUCUGGAAGGCUACAGGAAGAGAUAUGAAGAGGAGGUAGCCCUGAGGGCAACAGCAGAGAACGAGUUUGUGAUACUAAAGAAGGAUGUGGAUUUUGCCUACCUCCGAAAAUCAGACCUGGAGGCCAACGCAGAGGCCCUGACGGAGGAAACUAAUUUCUUGAGGGCUCUGUAUGAGUUGGAAAUCCAAGUUCUGCAGUCCCACAUCUCAGACACCUCUGUCGUGGUGAAGAUGGACAACAGCCGAGAACUCAACAUGGACUGUGUCAUUGCUGAGAUCAAGGCUCAAUAUGAUGACGUUGCCAGGCGCAGCCGAGCUGAGGCUGAGUCCUGGUACCGUAGCAAGUGUGAGGAAAUGAAGGCCACCAUCAUCCGACAUGGAGAAAGUCUUCGAAAGACCAAGGAGGAGAUCAAUGAGCUGAAUCGGACUAUCCAGAGAUUGACUGCUGAGGUGGAGAAUGCCAAGUGCCAGAAUUGCAAGCUGGAGGCUGCUGUGACACAGUCUGAACAGCAGGGAGAAGCUGCCCUCAAUGAUGCCCGCUGCAAGCUGGCUGAGCUGGAGGGUGCCCUACAGAAGGCCAAGCAGGACAUGGCUUGUCUGCUGAAGGAGUACCAAGAGGUCAUGAACUCCAAGCUGGGGCUAGACAUUGAGAUCACCACCUAUAAACGGCUGCUAGAGGGAGAGGAGCAAAGGUUGUGUGAAGGUGUUGGUGCCAUGAAUGUCUGUGUGAGCAGCUCCCGGGGUGGGGUCGUCUGCAGAGAUCUUUGUGUGUCAGGCUCUCGGUCAGUAGCAGGCAGUGUCUGCAGCGCCCAGAGUAGUGGGAACAUGGCGGUCAACACUGGCACCCAAAGUUUCAGCCGGAGCAGCCGUUCGGUUCGAUUUGCCUAGAUGUCCCAUGCUUCAACUGUAGAUAGCUCGUAUCCCCUUCCCUACCUCCUAGAAAUCAGAAGGCAGACCCAAGACCUAACCUUGGGAACUGGAGGCAGAAUUAUUGGGAGACCUGAAAAUGCCCCUGGCAGGGACGAAGGGAGGUGGGAAAGAAAAAUGGAAAGGAGUUUCUAGUUGUGCAGCUCUAUCUUCUGAGCAGCCUUUCCCAGCUUCUCUAGCCUCAUAUCUUUAUUUCUUGAAGGAGCCUACUCCCCAAGCCAGGACCAGGUUCCUCAUUAUCCCCCAUCCAUUAGGCAGUGGGGCUCAAAUUCCCUGACCAUCCCUUCAAAAAAUGGUACCAUUGCUUUUGGGGGAAGGGACUUUUUGUAAAGGGAGCCCUUGCCUCACCCUUAGCCCCUCUACAGACAUUACAGGAGUUGCAAAAUGCACCUUCUUCCUCCUUCUCUGCCCUUCCCACCCAGCCCCUCACAGUUCUGGCUCUGGGUGUAAAUUGGGACCUUUGAAGGGUUUCCAUCUAGCUUCUUGUGGGAGGUGUAGCUGCUAGGUGGGGUCAGCUAGGUUGCUGUUCUCCCCUAACUGUUGGCUAUUAAAACCCCCUUGAAUAGAUCUCAGUGAGCUUCUGCUGGUUGCCCCCUGCCUGUACUCUCUCCCUUUCCCGGGUCUUGAUUUCGGAGUAUCCAAUAAAUUCCUCUUCC
Molecule: messenger RNA, 2528 nt
Organism: Monodelphis domestica (gray short-tailed opossum)
Lineage: Eukaryota; Metazoa; Chordata; Mammalia; Didelphimorphia; Didelphidae
Product: keratin, type II cuticular Hb1-like
Biological process (GO): keratinization; intermediate filament organization
Cellular component (GO): keratin filament
Molecular function (GO): structural constituent of skin epidermis
Source: RefSeq, a predicted model, not a curated record